Papilio polytes (common Mormon) is the source of this 5072-nucleotide messenger RNA. It is a transcript of the gene muskelin, whose product is annotated as muskelin. The record is from RefSeq and is a predicted model, not a curated record. Gene Ontology annotation, molecular function: protein binding. The transcript is spliced from 15 exons. NCBI's taxonomy places the organism in Eukaryota, Metazoa, Arthropoda, Insecta, Lepidoptera, Papilionidae. Bases 72 to 2606 code for a protein of 844 amino acids. Gene Ontology annotation, cellular component: cytoplasm.
AUUCGGUUGUCAGACGUGAAUUCAGUGAUUGUGAUAUGAAAAUAGUGCUAUUUAAUUAAAAAGACGGCGAUAUGGAUAUGGAAGAGAAAUAUGAAUCCGUUGAAUUAUGUUAUGCGGUGCAUAAAUACUCCAGCUAUUCGGCGAAUUAUGUCCCGCAAAACAUCAUGGUUAACAACCCUUCGGAUCAAUUAUCAAGAUGGUUUACGGACAGUUCAAGCGCCAGCAUGAUGCAGCCACAGUACAUCAUACUCAAGUUAAAAUCCUUAUCAAUAGUAGAUACUAUAAAAUUUGGUAAAUAUAUAAAACCUCAUGUGAGCGAUCUCAAGAAGUUUCAAGUGUUUGGUGGUAUGGAUGAAAAUAAUAUUUCCCUGCUCUUAACAGCUGGUCUGAAGAAAGAUAAUACACCAGAGACAUUUAAACUCAGGAAUAGAACUACAGAGGGUUUGUACUUGCCCAUACAGUAUAUCAAAAUUGUUCCCCUUGUUUCCUGGGGUCCGGCUUAUAAUUAUACCAUCUGGUAUGUGGAGCUACAUGGCAGGAACCAGGAGGAUUUUAUUCAAAAUGCUGUGGAAACUAUUAACUUGCGUAAGGAAGAAGAGGCAGUACGUAUUUUGUUGAAGCAUUUACGCCGACGUCGGUAUAAAGAUGCUUUCGAAGCGUUGUCUAGAGAAACCGGUGUCCAGCUCGAAGGACCAACUCAGGCUCGUCUAUGGAAUGCUUUAGUUGAAAAUGGAGACUACAAAUUAGCUGAAGAGAUAUUAGAAGAGGCUUUGAAUGAGGGCGAGAUGGACUGGUACCUGUCGUGGCAGCCGUACCAGCCGGAGUGGCGGCAGCUGUCGCCGUGCUCCGCGGCGGUGGAGGCGCGGCUGUGCUGCGGGGACGCGGUGCCGCCCGCGCUGCGCCCGCGCCCGCAAGACCUCGCCUGCGCGGACCGCGAGCCACGUAUGGAGCUGAUGGAAGUGUUGGCGAGCGGCGCUGGCGGCGAGGGCGGCGAGGGGUGCGAGGUGGGGUGCGGCGGCGCGUGCACGGCGCGCCCCGGCCCGCGCGGCGGACACCAGCUCGUCGUCGACACCAACACCGGUACGUUGUACUUGUUCGGUGGAUGGAACGGUACGGAGGACUUAGAUGACCUGUGGAGCUACAGCACGAGCUCGGAGCGGUGGUCGCUGCUGUGUCGGCACAGCAGCCUGACUGGUGGGCCUUCGCCCCGCUCCUGCCACAAGAUGGUGUUCGACCCCGUCAACGAGCGCCUCUACACCCUCGGACGGUACCUAGACAACGCACAGCGAGUGCCAGCCAAUAUGAAUAGCGAGCUAUACGUGUACGACGUGUGCGCGGGGACUUGGUCGCUGGCGUGCGCGGACACGGCGGCGGCGGGGGGGCCGCGGCUAGUCUUCGACCACCAGAUGUGUCUCGACGCAGACACGCAGACUAUAUACGUAUUCGGAGGACGAGUGCUGCCAUCUAACACUGAGGAGCUGGUGAGUCCGCAGUACUCAGGUCUGUACGCGUACUACAUCAACAGCAACACGUGGCAGCAGCUGCUGGCCGAUCGACACGACCUGCCCGCGCCGCAGCCGCGCGUCUCCCACUCCAUGCUCUUCCAUCCCGUGCAGCGUCGUCUGUACAUGUUCGCGGGGCAGCGCAACAAGGAGCAGCUGCUGGACCUGUGGUGGUGGGACGUGGGCGAGGGGCGCUGCGGCGCGCUGUGCGCCGGCGCCGCCGCCUGCCCGCCGCCCGCCGCCGGCUUCACGCAGCGCGCCACCAUCGACCCCGACACCGACGAGAUCUUCGUGCUCUCCGGCAUGAGCAAGGAGAAGGACAAGCGCGUGUACAACUCGCUGUGGGUGUUCUCGCUGCGGCGGCUGACGUGGACGUGCGUGUACCGCAACGACUGCGUCACGCCCGCGGAGCCCCGCCCCCGCUUCGCGCACCAGCUCGUGUACGACCCCGUCAGGAAGAUCCACUACCUGUUCGGCGGCAACCCGGGCACGGCGAGCAGUCCGCGGCUGCGGCUGGACGACCUGUGGGCGCUGCGGCUGGAGCGCGCCUCCCGCGGCGGCGUGUGGCGCUCCGUGCGCGCGGCGCUGCGCGAGGCGCACUACCGCGAGCUGGCCGCCGCGCCCGCGCUGCGCCCGCGCGCGCUGCACUACCUGCGCCACGACCUCAGCGCCGCGCUCGACCACUGCGACCCCGCCCAGGUGUCCCAGUUCCAGAAGCUAGCCACCGCGCUGUUCGUGAGCCCGGCGGUGGAGUGGCGCGCCGCGUGCGCGCUGUCGCCGCGCCGCGCCCGCACGCUGGCCCGCCGCAGGGCGCGCCGCACGCCGCACGCCGACCUCGCACACGCACUCGCCGCGGUGCUGGGCGCGGAUGAGGCGUGCCCGGAGGCGCCGCAGCCGUUCGAGGAGGCGCGGCCGCCCACGCCGGACACGUGGGACGUGGGCGAGGUGGGCGGCGCGUGCGAGGGCGCGGCCAGCGAGGAGGAGGAGGAGGCGGGCUGGGCGGCGCGCGACGCCCGCGUGCGCCUCUACGACCGCCUCAGCGCCUACUUCCGCCCCUCCAGCGUGCCGCCGCGCGCAGACGUCGCAGACCUCAUCUCCCUCUAGACCUCGCAACCAAGUUGAACCAAAAUGCAGCAGAAGUGAUCGCCACCUGGAGAUAUCUAAAAUUAUGAAUGUUUUGACAUUUUCUAUUGUAAUAUCAAAGAUACAGUAAAUGUAUGGUAAAUGAUUCAUUAUUUUAGAUCUUAUGUCAAUGAAAUAAGGUUUAUUUUGCGUUGUUUUAUUGUAUAAUUUAUAAAAUGUACAAUGCGCAUGUUUCAAUGCAAGUAAUAAUUUAGAGCAUAGACUAAAAUUGUACAUUUUAAUUUUAUUUCGUUUGUAAUUGUAAAAUAAGUUAUUAAAAGAUUUCUUUUGAUGUUUUGUUUUUCAAAGUAUUUUUUUUCUUUGUUUUUUAUUUUUUAAUAUCAUGGUUACCUUAUAUAAUGUAUGUAUCCAUAAUAUAAUAUUUCCUUGUUUGUAAAGGAAAAAGUAAUUAUUUAGUUUAAGACAUGUUGAUAUAAGUAACGGAGCUAUAAAAGGCGCUCUGUCAAUAAAAAGUCACCGUUUUUUUUUAUAAAAUGUACAGUGCGAUUAAAAAAUGUUAUGAAAUGAAAAAAUAUGGUUGAAAAAUUUACUCAUUUAAAUAAAAAAAAAUUAACACAUUAAUCUAAAAGGAAUCUUUUUUAACAUUCAUGUAUCUAACGCAUUAACAUGCUCGCCUUUUUAUUUCUGUAUAUUACAUUAUUUCAAAUUUUUUUACUGGAAUAAAAUACGGUGACGUCAUAAGGCUCAUAUCACGUGUUACAUUUACGUAAUUUUACCUCUGAUAAUAUUUGUACAAAUUGCAUUUUUCAUAAUUUAAACAUAUUUAAUUAUUAUAAUUUAUCUCAAUGAUAUCUAAAAACGGUGAAUGCUACCAACAAAAUAACAUCAAAAGUCUAAAAUAGUCAAAAUAAUUUGAUGCAAAGAAAAAUUUUGUAGUUUUCGUUUAUUAUUUGCUUUUUAUUUUAUUUUCUAGUCAUUAACUUUCACAUAUUGACUGCAAGAAAGCAUACGUUAUAACCACGUUCACACAAUAAUUAAAUUUACUAUUAGUAAACAUACUUUUUCUUUUCGUUCACUCUUAUGUAAAAUAUGUAAAUAUUCCAGUAACUGCCGCACGCAUGCCACUAAGGGCGUCCCUCAGUGUAGUCUUAAGCGUAUAACUAUAACUGUGAGUGCAGUAACUGCUUCUAGAUAACAUACUCUGAUACGAUUGUUUCUAGUUCAUAGCAUUUAGUUUGUUUUUAUUCAAAAUGCAAACCAAACUAGUAAUACAUUUACCCAUAUUUAUGUCCGGAAGUAUACUUUUGUAGUUCAAGUGUACACGUGACAAUGUAUUAUGCUUGCCUCGGUCUUGUACACAAGGCAACGAAAAUUGUUCAAACUCGGCGAUUUAAAUCUCCAAAACUUACCUAUAUUGUAAAGGUACAAUCGGGGAAUCUGUUGGUGGUCCACCUUAAGAGUUAGUUUGAAUGUAUUGUACAUAUUGGGAUUAUGUAAACGCAAAUGUAUUAGUUUUGAAGAUUGUUUCCUUGUGUACGAAAGAUCAUAAUUAAACUAAAAGAUAAUAUACUUUAUCUUAGAGAUUUAAUUUAUUUAAUUAUAAAUUAAGUUAAAGAUAAUUUUGUAAAAGUAUUGUAAUAGAUAUCAACUGGUAUGUUCAUUUGUAUUUCUUGCUUUUUUUUAUUAUAAUUCCCGUAACAGCUUAUCAUGACCUGUUGGAAUAACAGAUUUUGUCAUAAAUGACAAUUAUGUUUUUUCUGUUUUUAUAACGUGUUACGUAACGUUGAGGGCCUGUCCCAACAAAUUGUAAACUGUCUGAUAACAAUCCAACGUGUAAAAUAUGUGGAAAUAUCGGAUUUUGGUCCCUUAUCUGACAGUGACGUCCAACGUCUAACAGCCAGUGGUGGAACAGGCCCUUAACUACCAGUUUAAGAACUGAUGUUUUUGUUUCCAUAGCGCUGUAAAACUGACCGAUCUAUAUACAAUGCUCAUAUCGCUUUAAAUUCGAUAAUUAUGUAAAAAUAAUUAAUGUAAUUAUGUAUGUCUGAUAUUUUACACUUUUGUGGAUAUUUAAAGAUCGAUGUAGAUCACUUACUAUGUACAUACAUUUCGCAAUAUUGCGUAAUGCUCAAUUUAUCUAAAUGCACCAGCACAUUUCGUAAAACUAAAUGUAUAUGUAAUUGAUUAUUUAAAAUUGUCUUACAAUGUCUUUGAAAGGAGAUGCCAAUGUUUCAGUGCGUGUAUCUGCGGUGGAAACGCAUUACUUUAUUACUUUAUUUUACGUACAUUUUACAAAAUGACAUUGUUUUAACUUCUUGCCUAAGGGCAAAGUUAUUUAUGAAUACGGGUUAAGUAUACUAUUUUGAAAAUACCACGAAUACAAACUGAAGAAAAUCCUUGUUACAAUUCUCACGAAAACUACUGAUAUGUAAAUAAUUAUAAGGCACAUCAUUCAGUUGUUUAUUGAUAUUAUUUAAGGAAUUUAAU